This is a messenger RNA of Nomia melanderi (Alkali bee), 2989 nucleotides long. RefSeq lists its product as uncharacterized. NCBI's taxonomy places the organism in Eukaryota, Metazoa, Arthropoda, Insecta, Hymenoptera, Halictidae. The record is from RefSeq and is a predicted model, not a curated record.
CGUCGCUGGUUAUCGUAACGAUUUCGAUCGGGACAAAAGGGAGGGAAAAAAUCGGAGAGGCUUAACUUCCCGGAAGACGGAGACUGCGCUAAAACGUGAGAUGCUGGAUGAUCAAUACCGGCCGUUGUGUCAGAUUCUGGACCAAGAAGUACACUUGAGAGAGCAGACAGAAACGAGCAUCAUGAAAACAGUGACCCAUACUUGUACACCAGGAGCUGCCGAUCUAGCUGGAAGCGAAUCGAUCGUGGACAUCGCUGAAUCGGUGGAUGAAUUACGUGAGAAACUGGCAAACAUGAAGAGGCUGAUGGAGGAACGAAAAGGCACCACCCUGGGUGAAAUAAGUGCCAAGAAGAGAACGGAGAACUCAGAUAUCAUAGACGGAAACUUUCUGUCCUGGAUAUUUGGCGCGGCGUUGGUCGUCAUUCUCGGCGUCAGUUUUUACACUUUUUAUAAUCUCUACCACGCGGUCUUAAAGAAAUUCCCCUCGCAUCAUACGGAGCUCUAAGGGGAUGGUCUCGAUCCCUAUCGAAGAUACGCGUAUACAAUUAUCUAUUCACGGGGCAUGUUCGUUCGUUUCGGCAAGAACUUGUGGUGUAGGUAACGCGGAACGUGCAAUAUCAAUCCUUCAGUCGUCCCAAAUGCACACCUCCGAACCCACUGAACGAUGCACGAGAUCAUCUGAAAAAAUAAGCCUAGAGUGUGUCGCUUAGACAGAGUAUUUGACAAUUUCUAUUUCACUGCAAAUUGUCGAGGGAAUUCUCGAGCUAUCCACCGAAGCGAACGAAUCACGAGAGAGUAGGAGAUCGAAGGCAAGGAUGUUCCUGUCGCGUGUUUCGAGAUGUUCAAUAAAACUCUUACAGCGUUUCCGUUUCAAUAGAAAAGAGUUUCGUUUAAGUUUACCUUCGUAUGUAUUCUGCUUAUCGGAGGGUCAUCGUGGUACAUGAAAAAUAAGUUUCUUAAUUCGAUGAUAUGGCUGAUCGAAGGAAACUUUCUAGCCAGACUUGACAGAGAGAGUAACAUUGUACAGAACUGUUAUUGUGCGUAUACGUAAAAGUACAUAACAAUUGCGUCGAAAAUGACCCGAUAUCAGCUGUUAAAAUUUCAUCACAUAACUCAUGCUUAAAAUGGAACGGUAUUAACUCUUUUAAAUAUAAAGAUGUAGAACAUUAUCGAAUAAUCUGUUUUAACGGCUUCACUACUGUGCGUACAAUGUUUCUCCGAAUAUCACCAACUUCGAUUAACAAUAUAACAAUGUAUGUGAGAAAAGAUCUUACUCUAUCUUAUCGUAGUUUCCCUCGGUUCGAUAUCCUUCCUUCAUUAUUGUAGAUCUUCCACCGCACAAUCGAACGCGAAAAAUUUUUCAUAUCAAUCGAUUUAUUCAAAUGUAAAUAUUGUGAAUACUAAAUAAAGUUACGAUUCGAUCGAUAUUAUGAGGUACCAUGAAACAACCAAUAAAAUAAUCACUUUACCAUACGGACGGGAAUAUAACGAAAUUUGUCAUUGCAAAGACAAACAACUCAGGCGAGACUUCUUUGAUUUAUCAGCGCCUGAAGCUGCAAACAAUUAUACAACCAAUCAUAAAAAAUGGAAAUGAUAAAAGAAGAUAAUUCUAGGGAAAAAAGAAAAAGUUUUUCAUGUAAAAUGUAUAAACCUACAGAAUAAUGUCUUCUUAUGUUUUAACUCCUUGGUAAAGUUAUUUAGCAUUUUUUGAUAAUCUUCCUGUUGCUGAAAUUAUAUUAAUUUCUUUGUAAGAUCAUUUUCAUUUAUUCUUUUUUAUUUUAGUGAGAGUUAGUACCUUUAUUACUUCUGCCUUGAGAGACUCUCUUCGAAGCGACAAAGUCGAAAUGUGACUUUGCAAUGUUUUAACCUGUCGCGCAUACAUAAAAUAGAUGAAGAAGUUACAUAGUUGUAAAUUACCCGAUUUCUAGUAGGAAAAAUGCGACUCGUCUAACCUCAUUCUCGAUUUUUUGAACGUCCUUCUUUAACUCUGACAUCAAUGAUCUAUAUCGAUCCCUAUAACUCGACGUUUUAUUUUCCAAGUCCGUUAAGACUUUUUCCGCAUUCUUUAUUUCGCAAUGAGAUCGCUGCAACUGAACCCACAUCGAAGUUCUAUUUACACUUUGUAUUUAAAUAGAAAAAUAAAUAAUAUCCUCGAAUUUUGAUCGCUCACCGCCUGUUCUUUUUCCGUUAGCUUCUCCGAUAACAUGUUCAAUUUAUCAUCUACGUUUUCGUGCAUCUGUAAUGAUCGAUUAAACCGUAUCGAUAAGUGAAACAAUAAAUUUGACACAAUAAUAGACUUUGGUUAUUUAUACAUCUUUAUUAGAAAAAUAAUAAUAUUUUUUAUAACUAACUUCGAUCGGAUACUCCGGUUGCAAGAUUUCGCUUUUGGCAAUGAUCUACGGCAGACGAUUUAAAUUAGUUGGAUGAGACCACUGCAAUUUUAGGACUAACGAAUGGACGCUAUUACACUUACACAUUUUUUCAAAUCCUCCAAUUGAGUAUUAUACUUGAUUGUAUUAUUAACAACGGUUAUUAUUUAAUAACAAAAAUAUGUAUAUUCGAAGAUAGAAAAUGUAAAGGCAUCCUUACCAUGGCCAUAAGGAAAAUGUUAAUGGAGUAAACAACAAAUAGAAAGAUACAUAAUAUCUUAAAAAUAUAAAUGGUCAGUAAAAACAGCAUAACGAAGAAUUUUUCUAUUUUCUUCUGCACCGACAAAAGUUCAAAUUUACUACAUACAUCAUUUUACAAACCUAAAGAUCAAAAGAACAACAGACGAUCUCUUGAACGCGGUCCCCAUUUAGAACGGUUAUAUUGCGUGGUUCGAGAAUCGGAAUUACUCGAGGAUUUUAAAUGCUUCGAGUUAUCGAUCGAUUUCCCGAGGGCGCGUGAUAUUUGAAUGCAACAAGAAUAAUUAAAGUUACCAGGAACAAUAAGAACAAAAUUAUGCGAUUAACUGAUAUAGAUAAUGUUUUAAUUUUAUAAGAUCAAA